Messenger RNA from Atta colombica, 481 nucleotides. RefSeq lists its product as uncharacterized. Lineage: Eukaryota; Metazoa; Arthropoda; Insecta; Hymenoptera; Formicidae. The record is from RefSeq and is a predicted model, not a curated record. The transcript is spliced from 3 exons. Bases 1 to 333 code for a protein of 110 amino acids.
AUGCUGGAUUGCGUAUCUAAUGAAUUAUAUUCCUGGUUCCUCUUCAAGGACAAGACAAGACAAGCUUGGAAUAUUGAUUUUCACGAUUUCGUUCAUUCGGAAAGUUUACAAACGAGAACAAAAAUGUUUGCGAUUAACAAUGGGUUAAGAAAUACGCUUCGUUUGUCAGGCGUUAUUACCAGGACGGUCUCUAAUAGAAUCAUUUGCACACCACCCCAAGUAAAAAUAUCCACUGCUGAAGAAAUAUUUGCAUAUCUCUGCAUUGUUGGAUCAUUGUUGAUCUCACCCAUGUACAUGGUUCCUAAUUUCAAGAAUUAUGGAAAAAGAUCAUAAUGAGGAAGCUAAAUUAGCAAAAACACCUUGAAAAUUAGUUUUGAAAUUAGAUGUACUAAAGAUGUUAUUUAUAUAUCCUGUGGCAUACAUACAUUGAUAAACUUAUAGGAAGUAUGUCUGAAUUAUUAAUAAAUAUUAAAAAAAAUAA